AAAAUAUUUAACAUUGAUAUUUUAUUAAAAUAUGAGGGACGAAAAAAGUUAAAGAGCUCUUAUUUAAUAUUUACCUACACAUAAAGUGACUGAAAACAUCUGUCUGUCUCAUGAAUGGAAGGCUGUUGCUCCGGAUCCAGCUGACUCUUCGCUCCGCUCCAGGUUUUCACACCGACUUUCCUUAAAAGCAUUCGGAGUUUAAAGCGCAGAAAAACACACCAGUGAGUGGAAGAGGGAUCAGAGCGGCAGAGGCGGAUCUCAGUGCGGUUCAGUGCGUGUGUGUCCGGAGCGAACGAGCGGAGGAUGGAGGACGAGCCGCGAGAGACCCUGGACUAACGGAGGAGGUGGUGGAGGAGGAAGGGGUCUUGCUUUUUACAUGGAACCUGUUUGUGUUUUCCUCCAAAGGUGGAUUUUAUACUGAAACACUACAUGACAAAAUGCCAUUUGCCAAGCGGAUCGUGGAGCCCCAGUGGCUGUGCAGACGCGCGGACGCGGACGAGGAGGCUCUCCUGCUCCAGGACCUGUGCGCCUUCAGUAAUGUGGCUCUGUCCCGGACCCUGCGCCAGCUGUCGGAUCUGGCCAAACACGCCUGCUCGCUCUUCCAGGAGCUGGAGCACGAGCUGCUCACCACGAACCGGCGCGUCUGCGCGCUCCGGGAGAAGAUGAGCAGGAUCCAGGAGACCACCGGUGCGCUCGACCCCAAGCAGGAGGCAGUGCCGCUGUCUAAUCUGGACAUUGAGAGUAAGCUGAGUGGACAUUAUCAGGCUCCGUGGCACCUGCAGAGAAACGUGUUCCUGCCGUCGACCCGGCCCGCGUGUGUGGAAGAGCUGCAUCGAAAUGCCAAACAGAGUCUGCGGGCACUGUACAGAGACCAGCAGCAGAGGCAGGAGGUCAGCGAGAGACAGCGGAGGGUGACCAUCUCCAUCUCCAUGGCUCCGCCCAUGAUGCCCAGCUACCCGUCGCCCCGCACGCACAGGAGACGACAGCAGAGAGAGAGACCGCUGACAACGGAAAGGACAGAGAGAGACAUAGAAACUCAGACAACACAAACACAGUUCCAAAGCACCCGGUCCUCCUCCCCUACUGAGUGUUGUCAUUUUUCCCCGUGGAGCAGAAAGGUUGCUCCUCCAGUUGAUUCAGAUUCAGAGGCAGUGGCUCUGGGCCACUGGCCGAAGUGCCCGAUCCCAAACGUGCCCUCAACGCUGGACAAACAGACAAACUGGGCUGGACUCUUACCAUUACCCACCCCAGAAGAGAAGAUGAAGACAGACUCUCAAGUCAUCACCUCAUGCAUUGUUCCCAUUAAUGUAACAGAGGAGGGCGCCAACGCUACUUCCCCCUCAGCGAUUUCAGCUUUGCUAAGGGUUGGGUUCAACAGAGAGGCCAGUGUGCGCUGCUCUCUAGUCCAUUCGCAGUCAGUGCUUCAACGGCGGAGGAAGCUAAGGAGACGGAAAACGAUCACUGGCAUUCCCAGACGAGUGCAGCAGGAUUUGGAUUCUGAUGAAUCUCCAGUAGCCAGGGAACGUACCGUGAUAGUCCACACCAACCCUGAAAUUUGCCAAGAGGAUCUCACGCUCUCUCGUCUCAACACCAAGGACUCUGGUUGCCAGACAGAAGAAUUCCUGGUUGUUGGGGCUGCACCCUCACGUAGACGGAUCAGAGCACAAAGGGGGCAGAGCGUGACUGUGUCACUGUCCCAUUCAACGGGGAACAUAUCUUCUCUGCCUGACAACUCUGACACAAUGUUCACCGCCUCAGUAGGCUCCCGUAUACGUUCCCGGAGCCUCCCACGUGAGGGGGGGCGACUGGUAGAUGAAGGUCAUGAUGACAGUGAUGAGGAUGAUGAUGAGGAUGAGGAAGAACUGUCCCCGUUUGAGGCAGAGGACUUCCUACCAGUCCCAGGGGAACAUAUUCUAAAAGAUGAUGAAGAAAGCACUGACGACCAGGCAAUCCCAGAGGGCCAGCAUAACAGUUUAAAAUUCAAGCAGCUUGCUGGAAGUACAGAGCAUGACUGGAUGGAGAGGGGUCGAUCCCGUCUGCCUCGUAAAGCUGACAUGGGUAGUUGUGAGAUUUCCUCCAGUUCUGAUACGUUCAGUAGCCCCAUUCACUCCGUUUCCAACGCUGGUGUGCUGACUAGCCAGAUGGACCACAAGGAGGAUCACCAGUCCUCAAGCGGCAACUGGAGUGGUAGUAGUUCUACAUGUCCCUCCCAGACAUCAGAGACCAUUCCACCUGCAGCCUCACCCCCACUCACCGGAUCAUCCCACUGUGAUUCAGAGCUAUCGUUGAAUGCAGCUACUAAUACUAAUGAUGAUUCCACAGGCUUCAUUAUUGAUCCAUAUCCUGGAGACCGAUCACAAGGCCUCCGUAGCCAUAGGACAGGUUCAUUCACUUCCACUGCAACUGACAUGCUUGAUGAUGCUGGAGUCAGCACUGCCAGUGAGGGUGAGUGGAGCUAUCCCCACUACAGGCACAACAUGCCUUGCCACCCUGACUUCAGUCCUGAGCACUCUAGGGUGGAGAACAUCCUAGAAUCUCCCAGUUUUGCUAGCAUAGCCACUUUUGAAAGUUUAACAGAUAGGCCACCUUCUGAAAAGGCAGACACCGCCUCACACUAUUCUGUAGAUGCAGAGGGCUACUAUACCUCCAUGCACUUUGACUGUGGUCUUAAAGGUAGCAAAAGCUUCACAUAUAACUAUGCAUCUGUAGACCAGCAGCAGGCAGAAUAUAGACAUCAAACAAACACACUUGGGAGACACAGUCUCUCUCUAAGGAAACCAAAGGUGAAGCCAUCCCCACCAAAACGUAGCUCAUCCUUGAGGACAAUAAGCAGCCAUGUUGGACCUCCCAUUGACAAGAACGAACCAAAGAUUGCUGGUGGUCAGAACAAAUCAACGUCUUCCAGGGAGAGAACACAGCAUGUGGGAUUAAACGGAGGCUCCUCGAGUCAGCUGGAGAGUGAGGAGCCACUGGGGGCUUGGGGUGUUGAGAGUUCUACUGAGAUUCCAGAAGUUGCUUUGUUUGGCUCCACAGAAACGCAUUCCUUCAAGGAUGAGGGAGCUGUCCAGUCAGACUAUGCAGAUCUCUGGCUUCUUAAUGACUUGAAAUCCAAUGAUCCUUACAGAUCAUUGUCAAAUUCCAGCACAGCUACGGGUACCACUGUCAUUGAAUGCAUUAAAUCACAGGAGAGCUCAGAAUCCCAGACUUCCCAGUCAGGAUCAAGGGCCACUACUCCUUCACUACCAUCAGUGGAAAGCGAGUUUAGAUUGCCUUCACCAGAAAAGCUGGUGGGUCUAGCAUCACCUUCCAGUGGCUACUCAAGCCAGUCGGAGACACCAACAUCUUCUCUUCCAUCGGCUUUCUUCCCGAACGCUCACCCUAUGUCCCCUCCUGGUGGCAAGAGGAAACCCAAAGUCCCAGAAAGGAAGUCCUCACUUGCUUCUUUGCAGCAGUACUCAUCAAAAAGGGACCUUGAAUUGCCUAUCAUACCUCCCACUCACCUUAACCUAAGUGCCCUUCCCAAUGUCAGCAAGCCUUCAAUUCACAAAAACCAGAUGCACAUCCUGCACCAGAGCAAACACAAGGCAGCAGCUUCAGCAGAAAUCAAGCAUGAGAGUCUUUCGAGUGAUGAGCUGGCAGCCACUAGUCCUUUGGCCAUCACUCCUACGGUUCUUCGUUCAGUUCAGCUACGUUCAGUUGGCAAAUCUGGAGAAGGGAGCCACGAUCGACCUAGCACUGAUACUGCCACUAGGCCUAAGUGUCCCACUGUGACUAUCAUCACCCCACCUACUCACAAUAAACCCCAUGAAACUAGGAAACCUCCACCCUAUAGACCCCUUCUCACAGAACCUUCCUCUCAGGACAAUUGUGAAUCACUGUUUACCCCAGUAGAUGGACUAGCUGCUAAGAAUAUAGCAAGCCAUUUUGGUGCAAGAAAUAGAUACGACCGAUUAGCCCCAUCCCCUCUUUGGAGCAUGACUGCUUUUAAGGCCCAGUCUGAGCAGGUGAACAUGGAUGAAGUGACGUUGGAGAAUUCUCAAGAAGUUGCAGAAGAGGUGAGCACCUCAAAUAAUUUCUUUUCCCAGAGUAGACUGGAAGUAGAGCAAAACCAGCUAUUGAGAUCUGAGCCAAACGAGGGUAGCCCUGGUCAGAAUGGUCUAGCAAAGAGGUCAGAUAUUCUUGACCAAGUGCCUGAUAUUGUCAAUCAAAGAUCAGAGACAUUGCAAGCUUAUCCAAUUAGCGGUGCUGGAGAAGAAUCUGUAACAUCAGGUGUUCCAACCAGAAGUGCCUCACAGGAACAUGUAGAGGAAGGGUCAACACCAGACACAGAGGACUAUUUUAGCAGAGAGUCCACACCAAGUGAUCCAACUGUGUCCCCUUUGACAGACGAAUCCAAAUCUGAGGAUGAUAGUGUUUUUCUUUCACCAAGUAAAAGUCGCACAACAGAGGAUCUCUUUGCCAUGAUUCACAGGUCAAAGCGAAAAAUGCUGGGCAGGAAAGAUUCUGGAGAAAUGUCAGUGCGGAGCCGUUUACCCAUUGUCUCUGGGAAUGGCUCUGCAACUAAUCCUGCAACCUCGCCAAGCACCCCAAACAUCCCUGCAAGUCCAUCUACUCAAAUUGGGUCUCAGAAAACCCCGGGUCCAAUUUACAGGAGUGCCAAAAAGUCCAGUACCUCGAAUGAAGAGUUCAAAUUGCUGCUGUUGAAAAAGGGAAGUCGGUCCGACUCCAGUUAUCGUAUGUCAGCUACAGAGAUCCUAAAGAGCCCUAUUGCACCCAAAAGCCCCGGUGAGCUCCUGAUGGAGGGUUCUAGACCACUUGAGGAGCCACUUUCUCCUUUACAGCAGCAAUUUCCAGAGGGAACUCCUGAGCAAAUUCACAGCCCCUUUCCAAAACCGUAUGCUGAGGGCUUCUCCACAAAAGCUUUUCCCACAUCUGCCUCAUCUAGACAAGGCCGGUCAAGGAUGCCGCCAGCUGCAAAUAGUAGCCGCUACAGUACACGUAGUCGGUUGUACACUGCUCCCAUGCAGGCCAUAUCAGAAGGGGAAACAGAAAACUCAGAUGGAAGCCCACACGAUGACCGUUCCUCCUGAAAAAUGCAUCUUCGAAUUUGAGCAUCAACUAAGUCUAGACACAAUCUUUGAAUAAUGCUGGGCACUUGGCAUACUAAAUAUUUUUAAGUAUCCGUUCUUAAGAAUACCGUAAACCAUAGGCAAACUUAGUAGUGUCUGUACCCUUUUGUAUCAAAAAGAACAAAACAUUCUGAUGAUGAUUUUCAGUGGUUGUGUUCUAAUAACUUCCAUGAGCAUAUUUAUUUCAUGUAAAUGCUUUGUUUGUGUACCUUUCAUUUUAGAAUGAGAGUGGAGAAAACUACAUACUAAAAAUCCAUCACUUUGUAAUUAUUCACAGUGCAUCGAUGCGGAUGCCUUUUGUCACACACAUUUAGUAUUGUCUAGAAAGAUUAACAAAAACAGUACUGUACUGGGGUAACUGUGAAAAUGGGUCCAGAAGGUGUUAAAAGAAGGGAAAAUCUUUCUUGUACCUUAAACACAUACUGUUUAUGGCAAACAGCUUGGGACAAUCAAAGAGUGGCCUUUUGUAUAGUUAGCUGUAGCAUAAAUAGGCUAAGUAAUUUUGAGUUAGCCCGCAACUGGAUCUUAUCGGGCAAGAGAUGUAGCUGUGUUGGAAUAUCCUGAUGGCCAACCACUAUUUUGCACUUCUUUUGGUACUGAGAAAAUGUCAGACAUUUUUGAGAAAUCGUGUAAAAUGCCACAAAAGAAAAAGUGACAUGAAAAUAAAUAUCUACAUAUAGAAUAUGAAUUUUUUAAAAAUUGUAUUUUUAAUGAGAUUAUCUUGGAAAAAAAAAGUAAUUUACUAUCUGGCAAAUUGUGUCCUUUUUUGGCAUUUUUAAGAUAUUUUAACGCGACAUCUAAUUUUAAAGCAAUUCUACCACUAAUGACCACUUGAUUCUUCCCUUCCAUUCAAUAUUUUAUCUUUUUUGAGCAAAUUUCUUAAUAAAUAAAUAAAUCAACCCAUUGUUUCUAUAUCAAUGAAUUGAUCUAAGAAAAACAACAACACAGGCACUAGAUGUAUUCUGUGAAUACCGUACCAAUCGUUUCUCUUAUAUUAAUGAUUUUGCUCAUUGUCAAGUGAUUUUUUUGUUAUUGAUCACUGACCCACACAGCAGGACUAAUACUGUGCAAGCUUUUUACAGCCAACUUGAAAUUAUGCCUCUACCGCAGUGGUUGUAGCUUUUAUAUAUUUCACUUUAAUAGAUUGACUUAACUGCAUGCAAUAAAACUUCAGAGAGGAGCCGAUAUUGGCACAUCAUGUUUUCAGAGCUUCAAUGAAUUUGCCUCAUCAAUAUGUCAAAUAUGUAAUGAUCUGUUUUUGUCUUAAAAUAUCAGAUUGAAACACUGUUGACAAUCGUUUUCAAAGACAUUAAUAUGUAGUAAAAUGGACUAUGGCAGAAUAACAAAGGUAGAAGGACAAGUAGAAGUUUUUAGAAGUGUGUAGUGAAAGUGCUUUUGGUCAGGAGGCUUUUGCAGUUUGUGUUGCUUUUGGUUUGAAUUUGAGAUGUUGAGAGGGCAAUGAGGAAAGUUACAAGAAGGACUUAAAGUUGGGUAUUGUCCUAGACACUGAUGGAAACAAGUAGCACAGACAAUAAAAUAUAUCCAAAGAAAGAUUACAGAGGUGUAGAGUCACGUCAGACUGAGAGACAGAGCAAGUCUGCAGUAAGAGGGGUUUGCGUCUUAAAGUCACAUAUAGAAUAUUUCUUUGCUGGAUCAACAAUAAAUCUGUGCGUAUGAGGAUGUGCUGAAAAUGGUGCAAAUCAAAGAAAAGAGGUUGUAAAAAAGGUUGCAAAGGAGAGAUGAACAAAAACAUGGGUUUGCACUACUGCCGUUUUUUUUUCUUAUCUGUUUUUAAUAUCAGUUUCCAAGAUCCACCUCAUGCUUUUCAUUUUGGUACGAAAGUGCAAGAGUUAUUAGUGUCUAGCUGGCUUUUAUAAAAUAUUGGGCUUUGAUCAAUUUAUGACUGCAGAUUUAUUUAUGGACUUUUUUUUUUUUUUUUCUCAGAGGUUAAGCUUUAUUGGGAAAACACUGGUUUUAAAAGAGAUUGAUCUUACACAGAAAAUAAAACCACUUAUAAAUAAUAUAAAAAAUACUAAUGACAUAAGCUACCGUGUUAAUGAUCCUUCGAAACCUAAUGAUGUCCAGUGGUGUAUUUGGCAUUUCUCUCCUUUCUCACCUGGUGUUUUUGAGACUUACCUUGCUUGGUGUGAGAUUCAGUCUUUGGAUCAUUUACAGGACCAAGUAUUUGAGCUUUCUACAGCUAUUUGAUCACUAACAACUAUCUAGCUUUAGGUCAUGUUAUACAAAGGGAAAAACACAAUUACAAAUCUUAAGACUUCCAUCACUAUCCAUCUCUAAGACAGAGGUAAACGAUUUUGUAAGCUACCAUUCCAACAUUGACACAAGUCUAACCUUAAAAUUUGCACUGAUGUAGUAUGUUUGUGAAGGUUUUCACAUUGUCUAUUGCUGUACCUAAGGCUAUUUAAACAUAAAUAGUUAGCACAUAGGCAAAAUCAAUUAUGAUUGAAAAAAUCUAAUAUUGUUAAAGCAUGCUUGGUGAAUGGUAACAUGCAAAGAUUUGUGUACCAAAGGAUUUCAGAGUUGGACAAACACUGUACUGAACACAGUUAUGUGACAUCUCUUCUGGUACUAGACUGAAGUCUUCAAGCAACUAAAAUUAUUAUUAUUAUUUUUUUUUGUACAAAUUUGUAAAUAUAAUACCUUUUAAAAUUGUUUCCAGGGUGUUUCUUAUGUAAAAUGUUUUCAAAGUUUACAUUAAUUAUAAGCCUUUGUAUAUUUUUGAUCUGUGCAACACUUUGAGUCUUGUAUUUAUUUUUUAGUAAACUUUGUGGAAAGUCCCAUUGUAAAAUGUCUCUAAAAUCGUUUGCCAGCUUGUCUGGCUGUUUAGUAAAUGUGCAUAGGAGAGGCCAAUAAAUGUGACUGCUUUAAACACAUAAA
Molecule: messenger RNA, 8027 nt
Organism: Ctenopharyngodon idella (grass carp)
Lineage: Eukaryota; Metazoa; Chordata; Actinopteri; Cypriniformes; Xenocyprididae
Gene: nhsa
Product: Nance-Horan syndrome a (congenital cataracts and dental anomalies)
Exons: 11
Coding region: 438-5090 (1550 amino acids)
Biological process (GO): cell differentiation; lens development in camera-type eye
Source: RefSeq, a predicted model, not a curated record